GGUAGUUUACAUAUCCAUUUUAUCACGAAAAAGACUUUAUUUGAACACCUUGGCCAUUGUUUGUGGAUCUUAAAAUUGAAAAAGAAAACAGAGGCCUUUGGGACUGGUUAGGUUGUGGUUGGCCUCGAUUUUUUUCCUUAAUUUUCAAGCCUGGCUGUUUCAAACCCUGAUUUUUUCCAAUUUCAGAUUUGCGAUUGUGUGAGCGACGAUGUAUAAUGGCAUUGGAUUGCAGACUCCUCGCGGCUCGGGUACCAAUGGAUACAUUCAGAACAACAAGUUCUUCGUUAAACCGAAGGCUGUGAGAGUGGAGACCAAGGAAAUCGAGGAGGGGCAGGGCGCCGGCGGGGUGUCGCGGAAGGCGAAUCCCCAAAUUCUGGAGCAUGAUCGCAAGCGCCAGAUCGAACUCAAGUUGGCUCAGCUGGAGGACACUCUCGCCGACCAGGGCUUUAGUGAUCUCGAAAUACUGCAGCAGCUCGAAGAAUCGAGGAAAAUCUUGGAGGCUCAAGACACUUCGCCUCCCGACUCGCAAAAGGUGUCUGAGACACAAACCCAUCAAAUUGCAGCCAAAAAAGAAAGGCAAUUAGAGGUUUUCAGGGCUGCCUUGGGUCUGGGAGAUAUAGAGGAGGGACAGGUUUUUGAUGGAGAUCUUCAGGAGCAACGUAAGCAGGAAAGAAUAGCAAGGGAAGAAAGAGAGCAGGAGCGUCAUCAGAAGCUUCUGGAGCAGAAAGAGGAGGAAAGAAGAAAGGAAAAGGAAUGGAAGAAGGCCAUGAAAGAGGAGCGAAGGCAGAAAGAAAGAGAGGAAAAAGAAAGAGAGCAAGAAGAAAGCAGGAAAAAGAAGCUUGAGAAAAAAGCACGGAUUGGGUCUGAGGAGAUUGGCAGGAAAAGAAGAGAGGAGCAGAAACCAGACAGCACAAGAAAACAAGAAGAUAAGAGGCGUCGGAGAAAGGAAAAUUUCAAGCAUUCUGAUACGGGGAGGUUAGAUAUCAGUCAGAAGUUAGAUGGGAGGCAUCAUGAACGUAGGCAUGCUGAAGAUAAAGAUUCCAAAAAAUAUGAGGGAAGAAGAAAGACAUACGAAGAUGAGACUGACAGCGAGAGUGAGAGUGACAUGAAAAACAAGAGUAAAAGAUCAGGAAAACAUAAUAGCAAGUAUAAUGAUGAUAGUGAAAGUGAAAGUGAAAGUGAAAGCGAAAGUGACAGUGAGAGCAGUGAGACCGAUAGUGACAGUGAUAGUGACACUAGUUCUCGAACCAGCAGUGAAAGUGACAGUGAGAGUGAUGUUGACACAAGGAGCAGAAGGAAGAUAUCAGGAAAGCGUGAAGAGAGGACAUAUCAGGAUGCAAAACGGAGUGAAAGUGAUGGUGAUAUAGGGAGCAGGAAGGAAAAGAACUACAAGAGGAUUAGGAAUUAUGCAGAUGAGAGUGAUGGUGCAAAGGAUGGUACCCUUAUUAGAAAAAAGUCAGAAAAGCAUGAAGAGAGCAGAAAACGGAAAUAUGAAAAUGAAAGUGACAGUGACAAGGGCAUAAAAUCUGUAAAUAAAGUCCCUAAGAAAAGGGAGUCAGACACUGAAUUAUUUGAGAGGGUAGUGGAAAGGAGGGAGAAAAGGAGUAGAUAUGAUCAUGAUAAUGAUAUUGAAGAUAACAUUUAUGAACAUGCUGGAAAAAAUUUAGAGAAAUAUAAUAGAAAGUCUAUAAAAGAUUCUGGUGGAAGGAAUGAGAUUUACAAAGGAACCGAACAUGAUGAUAUUAUGUAUGGUGCAGAGGGAAAAUACAAGAACAGAAAUAUGGAGAAGAAUCUUUCUGAUCAUAGAACUGAUAAGCAUCAUACCUCGGUAAAAAGACAAGAUAAUACAGAGCCUAGAAGGCUUGGGACAAUGGGAGAAAGAAGAAAUCGUGAUAGAGAUGCUAUGGGUGAGAGAGGGCAUGCUAUUAGAGACAGUAGGAAUGCGGAUCACAAAGCUCUAUCAUUUCAUCAUGGCGCAAGAAGAUAUGAAGAAGAGAGUGGUGGGAAUGUUUACGAGAGAGAUUCCCAAAACCCUGACAGGAGGAGAGAAAAAAUAUAUGAGGGUAAUGAUGACAUUGACAGGAGACGUGCAUCUAGAAGUGAUGAAGUAAAGGAUAACUGCAAAAUUUCAGGUAUGAGCAGAGGUAAAUAAAAGCAUGAUGAAGAGAGUAAUAAAGAUGAUUGUUAAUUCAUCAGUUAUGAAACUAAGGGCACAUAAUAGUCAAAGAAUGUUUGCAUGAGCUUCCAAGCUCCUUGGGUUGUUAUUUUGUACAAUUUACUAUGUACAUGGUAUUGGAUUUAUUUUCUUUCUAUGUAGACAUAUUACUAAAAUGUAAAAGGUUUUAUGUUUUAGUC
Cryptomeria japonica (Japanese cedar) is the source of this 2355-nucleotide messenger RNA. RefSeq lists its product as uncharacterized. The coding region runs from base 209 to 2152 and encodes 647 amino acids. Lineage: Eukaryota; Viridiplantae; Streptophyta; Pinopsida; Cupressales; Cupressaceae. The record is from RefSeq and is a predicted model, not a curated record. The transcript has 2 exons.